UUAGGCUGCCGGCCGUGGUGUUGCUGUCGGAGUACAUAUCACACCUGUUGGAAGUUAUUGUUCAUUUAGGGUUUUAAAAGUUUUUGCGUUCGUCAUAAUUGAAUUUAUUAAGCAGUACUUUAGUUUAUAUUGGGGCUCCUUUUUUUUUUAGGAAAAAUACACUUUAAUAAUCACAACUAUUGAUGAUUUAUUUCUAAUAAUCCCAACUAAGGUUUAUUAUCUAUAAUCUCAACUAUGCUAUGUGUUUGGCUCUAAUAGUCCCAACCGAUCAACACCAAAUCAACGACUUGUUAUAACAAGUUAUCACGUGAUUGGUCUAAAAUUAAAAAAAUAAAAUAAACACAAAAUUCAACCACCUUCCCCCACCGCCAAACCCUAACCCCACCCAUAAACACGCCGGCAAGAAGCCGACCACCCCCCUUAACCACCGAACUGGCCAGCCACCCAUCUAACCUACCCCCGAUGCCCGAAACCACCCAACCAGCCACACCGCACCUGUACACCAUCAGCAACAUCAACCCCUUAAUCCCCUUACCGCCAAUUCCAAACUGCUCCACCGCCUACCUUCUCGCCAUAAUUGCAACGCCGACCUCAAUAAUCAACAACAACACGCAAGAACAGAGCAAAUCGCAAUCACCGGCAAUGAGAGGGAAGAUUGAGGGGUCUGCUGAUGAGUCGAUGAACGCGUUGAUUGCUGCUGUCGGCCGGAAUUCCUUAGUGGCGAGCGAGACCUGACUUGCGGCCAGAGUUUGAUGCGUUGCUGGAAACCCUUGACUGGAUUUGACGCGCUGCUGGAAAUUCGGGGAUUGAGAAGGUCGGAUGGCGAGUUUAGGGGUGGGAAGGGAUGACUGACCGUUUUUGGGGGGUUAGGGAGGUGGGAGGUGGCCGGUACCAACAAUGUACCAACAAUCAAUUGGUAUUAGUUGAGAUUAUUAAAAUGUAUUUUUUUUUUACGAACCUUUGUUUGUCUAAAGAAUCACACAACUACACGAGUCUAUAAUUGGUUUUGCGGUUAUGUCUGUGUAUGUGAGAGAGGAGAGCAGAGAAGAGGAGCAUGGAAUUGAGUGAGAAGAAUGACCCUCAAAUUUCUACUUCGACCGGCGACGGCGGAGGCGGUGGAGGAGGGUAUAGCAUUGAGAACGUGAAGAGGGCAAAGCUAAAUUCGACGUUAGCCGCAUUACUCGACGAUCCCAUUCUCGCCGAUGUCCCAAAGAAGCCAUCUUUAUCAGAUGUCGACACCCUUAUCAGUUUAGAGCUCGGCAGUGCCAUGCGUAUCACUGUCCUCAAGCUCGACUCCACUUCUUUUGAUGUGGUUGUCAUGAAUUCGGCGACGGUGAAGGAUUUGAGGCUUUGUAUUAAGAAGAAAGUUAAUGAAAUGGAACAAUCAAAGAUGGGUCAUCGUCAUAUUUCUUGGAAACAUGUAUGGGCGAAUUAUUGCCUUUUGUAUCAUAAUGAGAAGCUACUCAAUGAAAGUGCGGCUCUUCAGGAUUUUGGUAUACGCAAUAAUUCUCAGGUGCAAUUUAUACCUUUCAUUGCAGCAAGGCAAAAUAAGAAGCAUACAAAGAGGAAAAAGCAUCGUUUUUUCCAUGGUUUAAACAAACGCUCAUAAGGCUACAGUAUAUGAGUGCUAGAUCACCCAUACUUCCUACACUUGACAGCUAAAGUAUGGGCUUUAUGGACUUGUGCUCUAUCUACCUUGAUACAUAUUACUAGGUCCACUUUGCGUGCUGCUGCUCUUAUAUCUAUGAUAUUGUGUUUCAGUUCUUUGGCUGUAGAUGACUUUAGUAGUCCUUGAACAACCUCUUGUGAGUCUGAUUUGAUGACAAUAUUGGAGUAGGAUUGUGACACUGCGUUAAGAGCUGUAAGGACAGCCAGCCCCUCUGCUUGGCUUGGAGUGCUAGCAAAAACUCGUUCUGCUCCCUGGAAGUUGUCUAGAUGCCCUGCUUCUGCUACCCAAGCUAUGGCAGCCUGCCAUUGUCCUUUUUUGCCCUUUCUUGUCUCCUUUCAGGCUGCAUCAACACAAAUGGUAAUAACAGGUUUGUUAGAGGCCCUGCCGGUGCUCCAGAUUGGAGGGAUCUUCGCUUUCUUCUGAUUUGGUUCUUCUGGUUUUGCCAAGGAUUUCUUCUAGGCAAGAGCUUUUUCCCAUCUUGUGACGUCUGACUGUGCCUCUCUCUGUACGAUGAAGCCUUAUGCGAUACUAUGUGAGUUAAGGAAACAUUGUAGGUAAAAUUGUACAUGAUGGUGGUUGUACAUGUCCCAUACACAAGAAAGAUUGCAGUGGGUCAUCAAUUGUUUAAUGUAGCAAAAAUCUCCCCAGAUGUAUCACUUUCUUGUACAUAACUCCAGAUUUAUGUAUAAUUUCCCUCCACUUUUGUUA
Messenger RNA from Chenopodium quinoa (quinoa), 2377 nucleotides. Its product is annotated as U11/U12 small nuclear ribonucleoprotein 25 kDa protein-like. Bases 1055 to 1609 code for a protein of 184 amino acids. Gene Ontology annotation, cellular component: U12-type spliceosomal complex. The transcript has 4 exons. The record is from RefSeq and is a predicted model, not a curated record. Gene Ontology annotation, biological process: mRNA splicing, via spliceosome. NCBI's taxonomy places the organism in Eukaryota, Viridiplantae, Streptophyta, Magnoliopsida, Caryophyllales, Amaranthaceae.